CAUCCCUUAGCGGCUAGAGCUCUCUCCUUGAGAUCGAGCUUGACACUUGCCUCUAAGGAUUAAAUAGAAGAAGAAGAACUCAAAGAAUACAACUCACGUGUCAGUUCUCGAUUGCCGGUAUUAUCCUAGGAGUUGGAGGUUACAAAAAGGAAAAGGAUAUGGCAGCGAUCAAUUUGAUGAAUCUCGGACGAGAGAAAAUCGAGGAGAUUGUGAAUUCUUUUGAUACAAUUUUGGCGGACUGCGAUGGAGUUUUAUGGCGUCAAAACAAUUCAAUCGCCAACGCAGCGAAUGUAAUAAAUGCAUUUCACAAGACUGGAAAGAGCAUUUUCUACGUGACUAAUAAUAGUACAAAAAGUCGAGAAGAAUUUGUUGAGAAAGCUCAAAAUUUGGGUUUUAUUGCAAGCGCCGAUAAUGUUCUGUGUACGUCGUACUUAGCUGCUAAAUAUCUACAGAGUAUUAACUUUGAGAAAAAGGUGUAUACGAUUGGAUCGUCAGGAAUCACGAAGGAGUUAGAUAAAGCUGGCAUCGCUUAUUGUGGUGUUGGACCCGAUCCAGUCAUCGAGAAUUUCAAUUACGUCGAAAACUUUACCCCAGACCCAGAUGUUGGGGCUGUUCUCGUUGGAUUUGACGUAUAUUUCAACUACGUUAAAAUGCUGAAGGCUGCAACGUACCUUAAUAAGAAAGAUAUUCUGUUUAUUGGGACCAACACGGAUGAAAGAUAUGCUGCCUCCGAAACAAUCAUCGUACCAUGUACUGGAAGUAUUGUAAAAUGCAUCGAGACAUGUUCAGAACGUAAGGCAACGAUUAUGGGAAAACCGGCUCCCUACACUGCGAUUAUGUUGCAGAAUGAAUACAAAAUUGAUCCAACACGUACACUAAUAAUCGGUGACCGUGCAAAUACGGACAUUCUAUUUGGUAAAAGAUGUGGAUUCAAAACACUGCUCGUUCUAACCGGUGUCUCAACCACCAGUGAUAUCGAUAAUUGGAAAAAAUCCAAUGAUCUAAACGAUAAAGAAUUAAUUCCAGAUUACUAUACUCAAACAAUCGGUGAUCUUCUACCGUAUAUAAAAAAUCUAAAUAAUUGAUGAUUAUC
Molecule: messenger RNA, 1093 nt
Organism: Diachasma alloeum
Lineage: Eukaryota; Metazoa; Arthropoda; Insecta; Hymenoptera; Braconidae
Product: glycerol-3-phosphate phosphatase
Exons: 6
Coding region: 159-1085 (308 amino acids)
Cellular component (GO): cytoplasm
Molecular function (GO): phosphatase activity
Source: RefSeq, a predicted model, not a curated record